Messenger RNA from Cetraspora pellucida, 1573 nucleotides. The record is from the annotation of a GenBank genome assembly. NCBI's taxonomy places the organism in Eukaryota, Fungi, Glomeromycota, Glomeromycetes, Diversisporales, Gigasporaceae.
CUAUGAAUAUAAUAUUGCAACCAUUUCGUCGUUUUAUCCAAAUGCCUAUAAGUACUAUGAUAAUGUAAAUACUUCAUCAUCACCUUAUCCUGGCCCCUAUGAAUAUGAUAGUGCUAUGUCAACCUAUAUUAAUUUCCAAAGCUCUAGUGAUGUGUUGACUGAAUCAGAUUUUGAGGCUCAACUGGAAGGUGCAGAUAAUGGGAUUUAUGAUGAGAGGGAAAAUAAUAAGCACGAAGAUAGUGAAAACGAGGAGGAAGAAAAAAAUAAUUUAUUAGUACUAUGUAAAGGAAUGAAGUUUAGUACAUGGGAACUUGCCGAAUUAUAUCUUACCAAUUAUGCAAAGCAGGAGGGGUUCAGCUUUCGAAAGAGAAGAUGGAUUAUACAUGAACCUGAAAAGGCUAUUCUGGCAGAAGAUAGGAGAGACAGAGAUUCUAAAAUGAUUGAUUGUUCUUGGCACAUUAAUUUGACAUUCCCUAAAACAGUGAAAGAAGUUUGUAUUAACAGUAUUUUAGACUUACCAACUCAAUAUAAUUUGUUAGUUGCAUCAUUUCCAGGCCACAUUAUUAAUAGGAAAGAUUUAAGUAACGCAAUUCAGCAGUUCAAAAGUCAGGCAAAACUUAGUAAAAAUGAUGCAUCAUCAGCAAUUAUUGAAGACAAAACUGAAUCAACAUUUACCUGGGUUUUGCAAAAGCUAAAAAAUUCAUGUGAAAUUGCACCUAUAGUGCUAUAUUCUGAUGCUGAUUCUGCUUUACUAUCAGCUAAGCUUAAGGGUACAUUACAUGAACAGUUCAGGCCUUUUCAUACUAGGUUUUUGGAGAUGCGUAACACUUUGUGCCAUAAGAAAUUUGAAUCAAAAUGGGAAAACCUUAUUAAUGAAUAUCCAGCAUGUAAAAGUUAUCUUAUGAAUAGUACCCAGCAAGCUGAAGUAACCAAUAAAAUUAUCAAAGAUAAACUCAACAGAACUUCACAGCUAACAGAUGUUGUUAGAGAGAUUCAAACAAUAUUUGAUCAACAAUCAAAAAAGGCAGUAUUAGCUGAGUACAAAAAUGAAAUACCAACAAAAGAUCAAAUAGCCCAGUCAAUAUGCUAUGAUGCUGUAUUAGUUGAGAAUUGGUUAGCACUUCUAGAGGAAGAAAUGGCCAGAGAAGACGACUACGAUCAGCCUCAGUCUUUAUUUCCUUCUUUGCUCGAAGAUAUAUCUCAGGAUUAUGAGGCAUUUGUACCGAUGUAUCAAAUUAAACAAAUGGAGUCAAAUGAGUUGCCUCAACUGUUAUCAUUUCAGCACCUUGUGAGGUUUAAGCAAACCUCUAAUGUUGUACAGUCACAUGGUCCUAAACAAAGAUACAGAUUUGGUAUGGAAUAUGCGAAAAAGCCACUUGACUUGGCUAUUCAUGCUAAUAAAGUUGAUGAUUUUGUUAAUGAGAUUGAACGUUUUAUUGAAAAACUAAGAGGAAUAUGUCGACAACCUAAAAGAUACAAGUCUGGUAGUGAAUUACUGAAAAAGAUAACUGGAAAUAAAAAGGAAGGAAGACAUUGUCAAAAGUGUAGGCAAACUGGCCAUUAUGCUCCAUGA